GUGGUCCCUCCCUCUCUCCUCUCCUCUUCCUCCGUCUCCUCCUCCUCCUCCUCCUCCUCCCCGGUGGCCCUGGCAGCAUGGCGGCGGCGGAGUCCCGGUCGUGCGAGACGUCGGGCUGCACCCGCGAGGCCAAGCUGCAGUGCCCCACCUGCCUCAAGCUGGGCAUCCAGGGCUCCUACUUCUGCUCCCAGGAAUGUUUUAAGGGAAGCUGGGCUACCCACAAGUUGCUACACAAGAAAGCAAAGGACGAUAAAGCUAAGAGGGAAGUUUCUGCCUGGACUGUAGAUGGUGAUGUAAACACAGAUCCAUGGUCUGGCUAUCGGUAUACUGGCAAACUCAGGCCCUAUUAUCCACUGACGCCAAUGAGACCUGUGCCGAGUUACAUUCAAAGACCGGACUAUGCUGAUCACCCCUUAGGUAUGUCUGAAUCAGAGCAGGCCCUUAAAGGAACUUCCCAGAUAAAGAUUCUUUCCUCAGAGGAUAUAGAAGGCAUGCGAGUAGUGUGUAGGCUUGCUAGAGAAGUACUAGAUGUUGCUGCCAUGAUGGUGAAGCCAGGAGUAACUACUGAAGAAAUAGACCAUGCUGUUCAUUUAGCUUGUAUUGCCAGAAAUUGCUAUCCAUCCCCACUGAAUUAUUAUAAUUUUCCUAAGUCUUCCUGUACGUCAGUAAAUGAAGUGAUCUGUCAUGGAAUUCCAGACAGGAGACGCUUACAAGAGGGUGAUAUUGUCAAUGUGGACAUUACUGUUUAUCGGAAUGGCUACCACGGAGAUCUCAAUGAGACAUUUUAUGUUGGAGAGGUUGAUGAGGGUGCAAAGAGACUAGUCCAGACAACAUAUGAGUGCCUAAUGCAAGCAAUUGAUGCAGUAAAGCCUGGUGUCCGGUAUAGAGAGCUGGGAAAUAUUAUACAGAAGCAUGCUCAAGCCAAUGGAUUUUCAGUAGUUCGGAGCUAUUGUGGGCAUGGGAUUCAUAAGCUUUUCCACACUGCUCCCAAUGUGCCUCAUUAUGCCAAAAAUAAGGCUGUUGGGGUGAUGAAACCUGGUCAUGUGUUUACAAUAGAACCAAUGAUCUGUGAAGGUGGCUGGCAAGAUGAAACCUGGCCGGAUGGUUGGACGGCAGUGACACGGGACGGGAAGCGGUCCGCUCAGUUUGAACACACGCUUCUGGUCACAGAUACUGGGUGUGAUAUCUUAACCCGGCGGUUGGAUAGCCUUCGCCCUCACUUUAUUACCCAGUGCUAAUGAAGGUCAAACUGGGAGGUCUGAACCAAGCAUCUCUUGACUCUGUACUGUUCACUUAAGUAAAGUACAGGCUAAAGGGGGAUUUUAUCACCUGUUUUCUUCUUGUUGACUCUAGGUAAGACAGAUGCAACCUUGCAUUAUUUGGCUUGGAAUAGCCUGAUACAGUGGAUUGAAAAUGGAGGUUUUGGAGCAUUUUCUCCACACUCCUGUGCCCCAACAUAGUUUGAAUAUUUUUUCCAAGUCCUUUAUCCUUAUAACCCCCCCCCCCCUUUAUUUCCAACUUUCCUACAGCUGAACUUCAGGUGGUUCUGUCAUUGCCAUAGCUAUCAAAUGGCAAAUAUGAGACAACUUGGUCCAGGUAGAUGCAAGGUUUUGGAAAAAGAGCCUUUCUGCUUUUAUAAGUGUCACCUGAGUUUUAAAACUUUUCUUGUUGGAAAGGCAAGUCCUGUAUAGCUGUUGCUGAAAAGACAGUUUUAAAGGGCCAUGCUCUCAUCUGUUUCUAAUUCAGAGGUGGAAAUGUGUAGCAGAAAGUGUUUGUUUUCAGGUUUUCUCUCUUCCAGUCUGGUUGCUUCUAUUGUAACGAUGUAUGGAAGAAUAAUAACCACCUCAUGACAAGAUGGGGCCAUUUUCUUUUUGGCUGUUAAUUUGUACUGAUGAUUUUGUGCCCGUUGUAAAGAGAGAUCACUGAGAUUCUGCCUUGCUCAAGCUUUUACCAAAUUGCAGCCUCCAUAGGCAGUGUUUGUCAGCCAAUUAUGUUCAAAAAGUUCACUUGUAGAAACUCUGCUUUUAAAUUCAAAUUUGGAACAACUUGAAAUAUUUGGAGUUUCUUUUCUCCUGCAGAUGUGUUCUAAUGAAGGGCAUAUUAUGGCAUUCCACUACCAAUAUGCAGCCAAGUGCUUGGAUCACCACUUCCUUACGAAUCCUUUCAAUCCAAAGACAAAAGGCACUCUUGAGCCAAUUCUGAGCUUUCCCCCCCUCCAGUUUGUGGUGACUUUGUGUGUUUCAGCAGGGUUAAGUGGCUGGCUAUCAUGAUUACCACUUAAUGGGAUUUCAUCAUAGCACAACAAAUUACAUUGUUGAAUUUGUCUCACGCGAUUAGACGGCCAUUUCAUUACAGAUCCUUUUGAUCCAUAAUGACAAAAUCACAAAGGACUGGAGAAAGUUUCACCAAUGAGCAUGAGAUUUCUAAAAAUAAAAUAAUGCUGCAAGUUUCACAUUGUUGUCUUAUCAUGGAACUGCUCUCCCCCUUGAAAAAUCCUUUUCCCAUCCCCCAUGUGUGUAAGAGAGAAGAAAACCAUCCAAGCUAACCACUAUGGUUCCUCAUCAGAAACAGAUUGGUUUGAGUAGAGUAUUCACUUGAAAGAAGGAAGAAAUUGGCAAUACUUCCCAAAAGGUCCUUGGACCAGCUACAGCACACGUAAUGGAGAUACCAUUCCAGACAUACACUUUUCUCAGCAAGUCCAGGUCUGGAAGAUCAGCUCUUGAUGACAUUGAGGGAGGAUCGGCCACGUUAAGAUAUUCAAGUUGGGCAGAUUCUAGUGCUGUAGGGGCUGCAAGUGCUUCCCAUUCUCACCUCAAGAAGUUGAUAGCCCCCUAGUUUUUUAUUUUAAAAAGCUCAUUUACUGCCUCAUCACACUAGAGCAUGAAUUCAAUUUAAAUCUGGUUUUCUGCUUCCUGCAGAAUUCUAGAGUUUGUAGUUUGGUGAGGCCUAGGACUUGUCUGGCCGAGCUGUUUAAAGCCCUCUCUCUAAAAGUGGAUUUAAAGUGGAUACAAGUUCAAGUGUGAUGGGGUCCUUAGGUUGUGUAGAGAAGUUUACUUCUCUUUUCUUUAGUCCAUCUGGCUAGUUUUAUCUUGGGCAGGGAGCAUUUCUUUCUGUUCCAAAGAGGUACUCUGUCUGGGAUGGCCCAUGACAUUUUCCCUUAGACAGACACCAAAUUACAUUUGUGCACUAAAAGGACCCAAGUGGCACAUGAAAUGCAGUUUGCCCAUAGGUAAUUUUUAUGGGACUGGAUUUCAAAAAAUAUUUAUUUUUUUCAACUUCAUUUCCUAAUCUUGUUCUUCCUCACAUUGGAGGGAAGAACUGGCACACCAAUGCUUCACUCCUGGUAUCUUAUCAGCUACAGAAAAAUUGCAAGGAGCUUCAAGGCUCUCUACUCCCACAAUUCCAGUAACAUAUGACUUCAGUAGUUUUUUGGAGCAAUAGGCAGUUGCAAGUUAAACAAAAACAUUUAAAAGAAAAUGUCUUUCCCAGAGUGCCUCAGAACUUUUUAAUUUGUUUUUGCUUUGAGGGUUUCUUUCUUUCUUGGCUGAAACUGUACUGUUGGAUAACAUUUUCAUUCUGUAAUGUGUUUCAAAGCAGUAAAUUGAUCCACAGUGUGACAAACACUUUUGUACAUGGACAGAAGGGAUUUUUUUUUUUAAAAAAAAAAAAACAAAACAUCCUGCAAUGUCUGAGUGGAGUUAACCUAUGUAUGCAAUGCAUUAAGGGAUUAAAAGUCUGGAAUGGUUAAACUA
Messenger RNA from Anolis carolinensis (green anole), 3752 nucleotides. It is a transcript of the gene metap1, whose product is annotated as methionyl aminopeptidase 1. The coding region runs from base 78 to 1238 and encodes 386 amino acids. Lineage: Eukaryota; Metazoa; Chordata; Lepidosauria; Squamata; Anolidae. Gene Ontology annotation, cellular component: cytosol. Gene Ontology annotation, biological process: proteolysis. Gene Ontology annotation, molecular function: metalloaminopeptidase activity. The transcript has 11 exons. The record is from RefSeq and is a predicted model, not a curated record.